Penicillium taxi is the source of this 306-nucleotide messenger RNA. RefSeq lists its product as uncharacterized. The transcript has a single exon. The coding region runs from base 1 to 306 and encodes 101 amino acids. The record is from RefSeq and is a predicted model, not a curated record. NCBI's taxonomy places the organism in Eukaryota, Fungi, Ascomycota, Eurotiomycetes, Eurotiales, Aspergillaceae.
AUGCACAACAUAACUUUCCAAACUGGCGAAUAUCAAACCAACCCAAUCCAUCCAGCGUUACACGACAGGGAUGAUUGCUGUCAAGAAUAUGCUCAAGAUCAUCACUCUGCAUGCAUGGACAGCAGUUACACAGACAGUAUUGAUUUGAAUUGGCCUAUGGCACGGGCUCAAUUCACUCGCCCAACGACUUUCGCCCUCAUGUGCUACCAGUUGACGCCACCCGUCGUCGACUUAGCCCUAUUGGCAACUUGUGCAGAUCUAUUGUGCCCAGGAGCCCAGGUUGUGCAGGUGUCUCGUUCUACCUGA